AUGGAUCCAAACCACUCUUUGUCUUCCAAACUCACCAAUGCCAAUCCUCUACCAAGCAACACAAUUGGCCCUGGAGAUGGGCUUGAAUCAGCUUUAUCUGAGGCUUCCAUGGCAAACAAGACUGUGAUAAUUGCUAUUGUAAAUAAGGCCUAUGUGGAAGGAGACAAGCCAAUGCUUGAUAUGUUUUUAGAUGGUUUCUGGCUCGGAGAAGACACAAGGGGCUUGAUUUCUCACCUGCUUCUUGUUGCCGUCGAUCAAACUUCCUUCAAACGUUGCAAGUUUCUUCGCCUUCACUGCUACAAGCUCGAAGCAGAUGGUGCCGAUUUUGAGGCCGAGGAACUCUACAUGUCGCAAGAUUUUAUCAAGAUGAUGUGGAGGAGAACCCUGUUUCUCAAGGAGAUGCUAAAGAGAGGCUAUAGUUUUGUAUUCACAGACAUAGAUGUGUUGUGGCUAAGGAACCCAUUCCCAAGGCUAACAAGCUUCAAUGAAAACAUAGAUCUUCAAAUCAGCGUUGAUAAAUUCAAUGGGGAUGAAUGGUCUCAAGCCAACCCCAUCAACACAGGCUUCUACAUGGUCAGGUCCAACAACAGAACAAUCUCGCUAUUCGAGGAGUGGUACGCUAGAAGAAACAACUCCACAGGAUUGAAAGAGCAGGAUGUUUUGAACAACAUGAUGCAGGAAGGUUUUUUCAGAGAGUUGGGCCUCAGUGUGAGGUUUUUGGACACCCUUUAUUUCAGUGGCUUCUGUGAAGUUAGCAAAGACUUCAAAGUUGUCAGAACGGUUCAUGCCAACUGCUGCCGGACUAUAAGUGCUAAGGUGGCUGAUCUGACCGCUGCGAUUCACGAUUGGAAGAGGUUCAAGAGCUUAUCCGAUUCCAAUCAGACAUCGACUUUGACAUGGACUAGCCAUGUAAAUUGUGAGGGCUCCUGGAAGAAUUUCAACGUGACCCUUGGCUAG
Prunus mume (Japanese apricot) is the source of this 957-nucleotide messenger RNA. NCBI's taxonomy places the organism in Eukaryota, Viridiplantae, Streptophyta, Magnoliopsida, Rosales, Rosaceae. The record is from RefSeq and is a predicted model, not a curated record.